Lineus longissimus is the source of this 2582-nucleotide messenger RNA. RefSeq names its product polycomb complex protein BMI-1-like. Lineage: Eukaryota; Metazoa; Nemertea; Pilidiophora; Heteronemertea; Lineidae. The coding region runs from base 201 to 1454 and encodes 417 amino acids. The transcript is spliced from 10 exons. Gene Ontology annotation, molecular function: promoter-specific chromatin binding. The record is from RefSeq and is a predicted model, not a curated record. Gene Ontology annotation, cellular component: PRC1 complex. Gene Ontology annotation, biological process: negative regulation of transcription by RNA polymerase II.
GAAUAGAUCUGUGCAUACACAUGCUAAUGAAGAUAAACAUUGAAUAGGUCACGUGACUCCGGCAGGCGAUCAAUACACACUCUGCUGUACAUCGGCUGUGUGUAUCUGAAUGUAGUGUGUACAUACGCGUACGAACCGAAGCCAAAAGUCAGUCUGUGUUUACGGCAAUAGUCCAUACGUUUACACGCUUGCAAAGGGCGAUGCAUCGAACCACUCAAAUGAAAAUCACGGAUCUGAACCCUCAUCUGGUGUGUAUCUUGUGCGGAGGGUAUUACGUCGACGCAACAACAAUCAUAGAAUGUCUACAUUCCUUCUGCCGGACUUGCAUCGUUCGCUACUUGGAGACGAGCAAGUAUUGUCCGAUCUGUGACGUCCAAGUGCAUAAGACAAGGCCAUUACUCAAUAUAAGGUCUGACAAGACACUACAAGAUCUAGUCUACAAAUUAGUUCCUAGUCUAUUUAAAACUGAAAUGCAGAGGCGACGAGAGUUUUAUACGGCACACCCAGAAGCAGCUACUAGUCGGUCAGUGUCUUCCAGUGAGGAGCGAGGUGAAGUUGAUGUAGAGAGACCCAUAUACACGGAGGAUGAAAAUAUAAGUCUAUCAUUGGAAUAUAGUUAUAACGGGAAACCUGUGGAUGAGGUGGAUCCAUCUUCAAUAGAGGACAAGAAGGAGGCUCCAGACCGGCGUUAUUUACUCUGCCCAGCAGCAGUGACUGUUGGGCACCUCAAAAAAUUCAUAAAAAUGAAAUUCGACCUCACACCAAAUCAUCUCAUUCAGAUCUUCCAUACUGAUGAGUUUUUAACCGACCAUUACACGCUGAUGGAUGUGGCUUACAUCUACACCUGGCGGCGGGUAAGUCGAGAUAUGGUGGCCCUCGGCCGCAACUCGGAGAAACCGCCGACCCCCACCACUUCAACCGGCGAGAACAGCGCCACAAACGUUGAUGAGGGGGCCGUACACGAAACUCCCCAGUCACGUCCGAGCACUAGUGCAACUCACUGCCGGGCCCCGAGCCCAGGACAGACGGGGGGCGACUCAAAGGCGCCCGAAAAGAAAGGGCCGCUUCGUCUAUUCUACACGAUCUACUCAAGAAAUGGUACUCGGAAACGGAAACUGAUCAAAGAAGACGACAAAACAAAUUCUACAGAAGUGCCAAACAAAAAACCACACGCUGACGGGUGCAGCGAAAAACCGACACAAAACGGAACGACGGAGGAAUCACCAAAACCUGAGGAGGAAAUCACGGAGGAAAAACCAAAACCGAAAGAAAAUAAUGACAGUUAUACUGAACCUCCACAGGAAAAGGAACUGGACUUGUCAAAAAAGCCAGUGCUUGUAGAAAAUGGCACAAAUGGCAAUGCCACAGAGACCUCUAUUGGUGAAAGUUUACAAAAUGGCGACGAUUCGCCUGACAAUAAGGAAACAAAGGACGAUAGCGAGGCUUCCAAGUGACGCGUAUUCUACUUCAUGAAAUGAAUAAACUCUAGCCUUUGAUAGGUUCCGCUCAGCUGGACUGGUGAUUUAAGUCUACCGGGUGUUUCCGAUUAGAUUGGAUGUGUUUCAAAAAGAACUUCCAAAGAUUGGUCAGCAUUGAAGGCAUUGUCUGUAAAUAAUACCACCGUUGCCUCCAAUCCUCUCCCUCUUACCCCUGUUACAAGCUGACACGUAUUGAGAUGUACUGACUCCGAAGUGGUAUCGCCUAUAUAUAAAUGGAAAUGAAAUUUCUUUUUGGGACACACCGUAUGAUAUCGGCAAUCAAUGAGUGUUUGUAUACAUGUAUUGUGUACCAUUGAAGGGUCAGUGUUUUGAAGUUACUUUUUUUGUUUUACCUGUUUCUAUCAAAUAGAAAGAUUACUGUUUAACAUCGUCAUCUAUCAUAACAACUGUACAUUGAUAGUGCAUUUGAAUGCACAUACCGAAGAAGACUAUUAAUGUAAGGUUCGUAUGAUAGAUGGCGACACUGUCUAUCUGGUCUUGUCGGCAACUAAUUUUUUCAAAAUUGCACUUGUUCUGCGUGCUCGAAAACAAUCUAUUUGGGGCGUUUAACUUUCGCGAAUAACACCAAUUCGCGAAAGUAAAAAUCAAGAAAAACGUUCGUUGUUGGUGUCAGUUCAAGUCUGUUUUUCUUGGCGAGAGAGAGAGAGAGUCACUUGGAGUUUUGAACACAAGUGUUGGAUACAAAAUCUCUGACAGAAAUCAACCAAUCAAAACCUGCUGUGUCUUUGGCUCGGUCCUGGGGUCUCUUUAGCAUAGGUACUGGACCGAUACUUAAGCACAUUCAGUGGUUUCUGCUCUGACAUUUGUUUUGCAUGCCCUGUUGCAAGGGAAAUACAAUGUACUGUAAACAUCGACUGACAGGGUGUUUUAAGAUGGCUGUCCAACUGCUGGCACUGACAUCUUCAUUUGUGCAUUGAAAGAACACUCUUAAAUCAAACAGAUUAGUUAUUGGACGGUUCGUUAAUAGCAAAACAGCCUCUGACCAUUCAAAAUGGCGGCUGUUUGUUUUCUUCAAGAUUGUAUUACUCCAGCACGGUAUCUAUGAUUUUGAAAAAUGUAUAUUAAAGGUGCUACAUAAUGUAA